AUGAUUAGGGCGAGGCUGAAGAAGGGCCAGCACCAGCGCAAGGCUCAAGAUGUGCGGAGUUCAGGGGCACCACGAAGGUCUAGUCUGGGCUCGCACGAGCUGCUGCACGUCUUCUCCUUCUUGGAGGCUCGAGACUUGCUCUGCGCCGCCCAGGUGGACAAGGUCUGGAAUGAAGUUGCAAGGACCCAAGAACUGUGGAGGCAGCUGUGUCUGAGACGCUGGUCCUCAUUGAAAGCCUCCCAGAUGCCCCUGGGCACACAGACGUGGAGACAGUACUAUCUCUGCAGAUCUGAGCUGGAGUUCCGAAUGGAGUCUGGGCGGCCAGAGAAGGACUUCAUCUGCAAAGCCAUCGCCGGGCACAAAGGAGAGAUAGAUGAGCUGGCCUACAUCUCAACCAAUGAAUACCGAUUUGAUGGACAGGAGAAGUCCGUGGUGUGCACUGUGUCUUCGGAUGCCACUGUGCGCGCCUGGGAUCUGCAGGAGGGCACGCAGAUCUGGUCAAGCCCUCUGCAGCCUGCUGCUCUGGUGAAUCUGGUGACCUACCCUCGGCUGCAGCUGGUUGUCACCGUGGAUGAGCGGGGCCUAAUCAAAGUCUGGAAAGCAGAGGACGGGUGUGAGUGGGCCUCCUUCUCCCUGCCUACGUACUUGUCUGCCUUGGAGGCCUGUGACAUUCCGGAGGGCCCCCUCCUGCUGGCGGCCUGCGCUGAGGGGGCGCUCUACACACUGACGGUGCCCCCGCUGCAGCUGCUCUCCAGGGUGAGCGUGUUUCCCAGCAACCCCAGUCUGCUCUGCUCUCCUGACCGGCAGUGGGUGUUUGCAUCCACCCAGAACUCAGACCUGGGCCCAAAGGUGUUCCACACUCUGUCCUUGCUGUGUCCAUCGGAAGACGAGCCUCCUGUCUACACCACUCUCCCCAUCGGGCUGACCUCCAGAGCCUGCUGGGCGCCUGCCGAGGCAGCCAGGCUAAUGGUGAUGCACAGAAAUGACAAUGGCAUGCAGUUGGUGGUCACCACCUAUGAACUAGAGGCCAAGAAGACCAGGAAUAGAGUGGACAUUUUGGUACAGCAGAUCGCAAGUUUCUUCCUGCCAGACACCAUGAUGCCUCCUCAGCUCAUGAAGAGCCAUGGCUCUCAGGUGAUCCUGCUGGUUUCGGGGUCGGAGCUGGUGCUCUUCACCAUGCACGGCCUGCAGCUGGCAGCCUUUCAGGACCACCAGAGGCCCAUCACGUCCCUGUGGGUGGGCCAGACUCGAGUCAUCACCUCCUCCUUUGACCUCUCCUUGCGAGUCUACCUGUGGAGCAAGGACAAUAAACAUCCUGUCCUCAAGAGCUGCUAUCAUUUGCUUGGUGGGUCUCACAGAUGGGCCAGCGGAUUUACUCAUGUGGAAAGCGACAGCAUGAGCAUUGUAGGUGUGGAAGCCAGAAACAUUGGAACUAGCAUUCUAAGGUCAUAUUACUUCAAAGUGCAAC
This is a messenger RNA of Vicugna pacos (alpaca), 1468 nucleotides long. The record is from RefSeq and is a predicted model, not a curated record. Lineage: Eukaryota; Metazoa; Chordata; Mammalia; Artiodactyla; Camelidae.